Messenger RNA from Mollisia scopiformis, 2868 nucleotides. RefSeq names its product acyl-protein synthetase. Bases 1 to 2868 code for a protein of 955 amino acids. The transcript has 2 exons. The record is from RefSeq and is a predicted model, not a curated record. Gene Ontology annotation, molecular function: phosphopantetheine binding; CoA-ligase activity. Gene Ontology annotation, biological process: biosynthetic process; secondary metabolic process. Lineage: Eukaryota; Fungi; Ascomycota; Leotiomycetes; Helotiales; Mollisiaceae.
AUGGGGUCACUCAACGACCCCCAACGUACCGAGUUGCGCUACAUUCAACAGCUAUUCGACGAUAGAGUAGAGUCGACCCCUUCUGAGAAGCUCAUAUUCUACCCACUCGGGAACACUGCCAGGAAACUUUCCUCAGUCAUCCACUCUCUCGAUGGAUUUAGAGCGGGUUGUCCUGUACUUCUUCAUCUGAACGAUCAUUGGGACACUAUCCUCUGGUUCUGGGCUGUCUUGUUUGCCAACGGUCUGCCAGCCAUUUCACCAAUUUUCAGCAAUGUUGCCCAUCACCGCUUUAAGCAAAUAGAAGGACUUUCAAAUAUUCUGGACUCGCCCAUCUGCAUCACAAGAGCAGAAUCAUUGCCUUCGUUUGACGGACCCCAUUCCAUGCAACUGCAGACCGUUGAAGCUCUGCUAAACCAGGACACUGAACUGAAUGAGAUAGUUCCGUCCCUAAAACAGCAUUACCGCUACACAGACGCAACGAAUCAAUCCGACAGUCCAGCAAUUCUCAUGUUCUCAUCCGGUAGCACUGGAUGUGCCAAGGCUGUGGCCUUGACGCAUAAGCAGAUACUGGCAUCUAUUGCCGGGAAAGCUUCAGUCCGGCCGCUUCCAGCAAAUCGACCUUUUUUGAACUGGAUAGGGCUUGACCAUGUUGCGAGCUUGGUGGAGAUCCAUUUACAGGCGAUGUGGGUUGGGGUCAGCCAAGUCCACCUCCAGGCUGCCGAUGUAGUCUGCUCGCCAAUGAUUUUCCUCGACCUCCUUAGUCGUCAUCGAGUGUCACGUUCAUUUGCUCCCAAUUUCUUUCUUGCGAAGAUGGUAUCUGCAGCCCAAACGUCAGUUGACACCAAUCCGGAGAAGUGGGACUUGUCAAGCCUAGCUGUCCUUGCAUCUGGCGGAGAGGCGAACGAUGUUAAAACUUGUGUAUCAGCAUCUGCCUUGCUCGAGACAUAUGGCGCCCCUCGCAACGUUAUUACACCCGGGUUCGGGAUGACAGAGACGUGUGCAGGGGCAAUCUUCAGCCUUCAUUGUCCAGAUUAUGAUAUUGAGCGUGGCCAUAUCAUGGCGUCUCUGGGUAAGUGUAUGAAGGGUCUAGAGAUGCGCAUUACUCAAACACCGGAUGAAGACGCCUAUGAAGUAACACUGGCUCUCCCUGGCGAGCUCGGCAACCUCGAGGUUCGUGGCGAUGUUGUAUUCACUGGCUACUACCAUAAUGCGGAGGCAACCGCCGAAGCUUUUACCUCCGACGAUUGGUUUCGCACAGGAGACCAGGCCAGCAUCGAUUCGUUGGGGAACCUCAAUUUCGUCGGUCGGUCGAAAGACGUUAUCAACAUAAAUGGCGUGAAGAUGGUCGUCGCCGACAUACAAGCCUCGAUAGAGCAAGCUGUGGGUAGCCGCGUCGCUCGCCUUGUAUGCUUUCCGUCAAGGGCUGUGCAUACAGAGCAAGUUACCGUUUCAUACAUCCCAAAGGAUUGGCGAAUUUCAGCCGCGACUCUCCUUGAGGUGGAAGACUUAACCAUACAAGCAUGUAUCAUCAGCACCGGGGCUCGACCAAACGUCUUCGCAUUGUCUGAAAAGUCUUUAUCCUUACUCCCAACUUCAGCACUUGGAAAGAUAUCGCAAGCCAAGAUGAGGUCUUUGUUCGAAGAAGGUGUAUUUGAUGAGGAUGUGAAGAUAUACCAACAGGAACUCGAAGACGCGAAGAGCUCCAAGAGAGACAGCGAGAGCAGCGAAAGACGCGAAGAGGCGAACGAAGCCGAAUCGCGUCUGAUUGGGGACUUCCAAAAGACCCUCAGCCUCCGUACCGUUUCCGAAACAAUCGAUGUCGAUACUAAUGUGUUCGAUCUGGGAUUUACGUCGAUGGAUUUGAUUCGGUUAAAGCACCACAUUGACGUUCGCCUAGGAACCUCCGUGCCCGUUAUCAUGCUGAUGAAAAACCCCACGGCAAGGUUAUUGGCGGCAGCCAUAGACGCUGAGCUUUUGAAACCAUCAGCUACAGUUGAUUCCGACUACAAAUAUGAUCCAGUGGUGACGUUCAGGUCAACCGGCACUAAGACGCCUCUGUGGCUUGUACACCCUGGCGUGGGCGAGGUUCUCGUUUUUGUUGGUCUAGUUCAACAGUUGCACCUUGUUGAUGGUGAUCGACCAAUAUACGCGCUCCGAGCAAAAGGGUUUGAGCAAGGGCAGGUGUGCUUUGACUCUAUUGACCAAGCCGUCGACACCUACGUGGACGCAAUUCGGAGGCAGCAGCCACGGGGUCCUUACGCACUAGCUGGCUAUAGCUACGGCGCAAUGCUGGCAUUCCAAAUGGCCAAGAAACUCGAUGCCAAGAGUGAUGCGGCCGGUAAAGUGCGCUUCCUCGGCAGCUUUAACCUCCCUCCACACAUCAAGUCGCGAAUGCGCCAGCUCAAGUGGAACAUGUGCUUGUUGCAUUUAACACAAUUCUUGGAGCUAACGACAGAAGCAUAUGCUGACAGCCUCGACGAGGAAUCUUUCGCAAGCGUUCGCCGCAGUGAAGCUCUGGAACAAGUUCUCGGCGUCGCAGAUAGGAGCCGUUUGACAGAGCUAGGGCUUGGUGAAGUGCAGCUUGCUCGAUGGGCCGACGUUGCUUACAGCUUGCAGAGCAUGGCUGUGGACUACGAACCUGAUGGGAGCGUGGAGGUGAUUGAUAUCUUUCACGCUGUGCCUUUGAAAGUAGCGGCUGCAACGCGAGAGGAAUGGAUGCGGGAUCAUUUGAGUAGAUGGAGCGAAUUUUGUCUAACCGAUCCCAGAUUUCAUGAAGUUGAGGGAGCCCAUUACACAAUGCUUGCUCCAGAUCAUGUUGUCAGCUUUGCAGCAAGGCUUGCAGCCGCCUUGCGCGCUAGAGGAAUUUGA